AUGAUAAGAAAGUUGUCUGGAGCUGCCAAUGCGCUGUUCCCUUGCUUGAUAACCAACUUGAUACUGCUGUGUCCCGGCACAUCUAAGAACAGUGCAAGAUUUCUUUCUGGAUUGACUCAAAGUCAGGUUUUUACGCACCGACUGAAGAAUUACACGUUCAUCAUGACUGAAUCGGUCAGUGGAAGGACAACUUGUCACCUUGCAAAAACUAUGUCGGAGUGGUCAUUUUCCCCCAGCACGCUCUUAAGUUUGCCACUGGACGAGACGGAGGAAAACUACGUCAGAGGAUAUGUGCGCAAUGCUGUUUUUUCAAAGGUCAUGCCGACGCCCCUGGAGAAAAAUCUCCAGCUUGUUGGUACCUCCGAGGACGCCCUGGUCAAGAUCCUUGACAUGGACCCCUCUAUUGCUGAAACAGCAGAAUUCGUACAGUUUGUUGCUGGGAACAAAAUUCUGCCUUCCUGCACUCCCUUGGCCCACCGCUACGGAGGUCAUCAGUUCGGGGUUUGGGCCUCGCAGCUUGGAGAUGGUCGAGCCAUCCUUCUCGGGGAAUAUAUCAACAAACGAGGCGAGCGAUGGGAGUUGCAACUCAAAGGGUCUGGGCUUACUCCUUAUUCCAGGGGCGCCGAUGGUAGAGCAGUCUUGAGAUCUUCCAUCCGAGAAUUUUUAGCUGCUGAGGCUAUGUAUUAUUUAGGCGUACCCACAUCCAGGGUGGCUGCAUUGAUAACCAGUGACGAAGGUGUAAUUCGGGACCCUCUGUACGAUGGACGCCCGAUAAUGGAAAAGGCCUCCGUGGUGCUAAGGUUGGCCCCCUCCUGGUUCAGAAUCGGAUCGCUUGAAUUACCAACAAAGUUAGGAGAGGUUUCUACCCUGCGAACCCUGCUUCAGUUCAUCAUCAAAACCUCUUUUCCGGACUUGUGGAGUUCUGCGGAAGAAAAUCUGGCCAAAGCGUCAGUUUCAUUUGGGCUCAAAGUAGCGGAACUCUCCUAUGAGAUGUGGGUCCAUUGGCAACGAGUUGGAUUUGUUCAUGGCGUUAUGAAUUCAGACAACAUCAGCCUGCUUGGGGUUACAAUCGACUACGGGCCUUUCGGAUUCAUGUCAGAGUUCAACCGCAGAUAUGUUCCAAACACGUCUGACACUGAAGCUCGGUACUGCUACCAACAGCAGAUCAGUGCUUUGGAUUUCGACUUGGUAAAGCUCCGCGAGAGUUUAGGAUUUGUGAUAAUGAGCGACCAUGAACUUGCUGCUGAAAUGAAGGCUAGUUUGAUUCGUGAAAUGGCUGAGGGAUUCAAGAUCCUUAGAAGAAAAGCUGAGGUGGACCUGAAACUUGCGUUUCUAAAGAAGCUGGGCUUGUCAAAUGAAGUCCAUUAUGACGUUGUUGAGCAACUUUUAUUAAUAAUGGAAGAGUCCAAAGCAGAUUUUACCGCAACAUUCCGUGAUUUGUCAGAGGUUGACAUUUACAAAGUAGAAGAGGUUGAAGACAAGUUUUGGGCUUUGCUAGAGACAAAACGGCACAAACACUUUGACGCGUUUUUACAAAAAUACAAAGACGCUCUGCAGGCAGAGGAAGUGGAUGAGGCACGGAGACAAAGUGUGAUGCAGAGCGUAAAUCCGUGUUAUGUGUUAAAAAACUGGAUGGCGCAAGAGGCUAUUGCAGAGGCGGAAAAAGGGAAUUUCGAGAAAGUCCGAUUAAUCGAGCGGAUUUUGCAAAAGCCGUACGAGCGCCAGGCAGAGGCUGAGAAACUUCAAUUUGGGAGCAAAGUGCCGAAUUGGGAAAAAAGAUUAAUGGUUAGCUGUUCUAGCUAGCUAUUGAUCAGUCUCUUCAUUAUGAGAAAUAAAGCAUUAUCUUAUUUGAA
This is a messenger RNA of Cloeon dipterum, 1853 nucleotides long. Its product is annotated as protein adenylyltransferase SelO-like. NCBI's taxonomy places the organism in Eukaryota, Metazoa, Arthropoda, Insecta, Ephemeroptera, Baetidae. The transcript is spliced from 5 exons. The coding region runs from base 1 to 1803 and encodes 600 amino acids. The record is from RefSeq and is a predicted model, not a curated record.